UUUAAAAAAACUACCAUUUGUAUUGAUUUUCCGUGCUUUUCGUCCCACUGACUUUUUCCCAGGGAAAAUCAAUUAAUUUAUUAAUAAACCACCCUGAUAGUGCGAAGGACGAACGAGAGUGAAAAAUGAGUGCCAUAGCGGAUCAAGAGUGCCAUGUCAAAGAAAGUUUAUUUCAAUUUAUUGAGAAAAACAUCCCCUCUGCGGAUGUUUCGGCUAUUGAUGAUAUUGUACUGGCCUAUGUUAUUUCCAUCCUUGAAGCGGCUUCACAGGAUCCCUGUUUCGACGUAGAAGGAUUUAUCGAAAUGAUGGCGGCUUACAUCCCGAAGUUCGCGGUCAUCGAUCCCGGUCUCGUCUGCUCCUGGAUCUUGGAGCUGGAGGCUGAAGUGUCUCGCCAGGAUGAAUCGGACACCAUGUCCAAUAAUGAUGAUUCUUCUGGCAGUGACAAGAUAAGCCUCAAUCUUCAGAGCUUGAGUGACAUGCUACCUACUGUCACUAAGACGAGCCGCUCUCAUUCCAAUUCUGAGAGCUCCGAGGGGAAUGAGCGUCGCUCGUUUCUUGAUGGAGAAGAGUACGCCGAGCAGUGUCGCGUGUUGCACGAGAUGUUUCCCAACACUUGUGCUAUGGAGAUAAAGCACUGCGUGUCGAUCGCCUGCGGCGACCCCGAGCGGGCGGCCGCCACGCUGCUGCACCGGCGCGAGCACGGCCAGGCGCUGUCCGCCGUCGCGCUGCACGCGGCCGCGCGGGCUCCGCUCUGCGACGACCGCGAGAUCAAGAGCCGCAUCAUCGCCAGAUAUUCCUACGUGGACAAGAACUCUGAUACCAAGGAGCACAAGCCGCUGGCUCCUAAGAUCGAGCCCAAGAAGAUGGUCCGCUAUCGCGACAAUAAGAUCGUCUCUCUGAAGGGCGAGCGGUACACUGAGGUGCCGAAGUCCGGUGUCGACGAGGAAAAUGUAAAGAAACCGAAAAAACAGCAUUGCCCUUAA
This is a messenger RNA of Melitaea cinxia (Glanville fritillary), 983 nucleotides long. RefSeq names its product CUE domain-containing protein 2. Bases 126 to 983 code for a protein of 285 amino acids. NCBI's taxonomy places the organism in Eukaryota, Metazoa, Arthropoda, Insecta, Lepidoptera, Nymphalidae. The transcript is spliced from 8 exons. The record is from RefSeq and is a predicted model, not a curated record.